AUAUAUAUAUAUGUAUAUAUAUAUAUAUAUAUAUAUUAGUUAUGCAAAUGUAUAAUUACAUAAUUUGAAAAUGCAUUCACAAAUAACUAUAGUGUGCAUUACAUUUCUGAACUUAUUUUUACGAUUUAAUACUUGUUAUAAGAAAAUACGUAUUGUACGUUUGUAUAUGCCUCUGCCAAUCAGAACCUAUCUUAAAACUUUUUAUAAAAGUACCUAGAUUAUGAGAAGUAUUUGAUUAAGGUAAAAUAUUAAAUUGCAUAUAACAUAAAAAUUAAAACUUAACAUUAUGAUAUAUUCAUUAUCUUUUAUAUAUACAUUAAACAGAUCAUCUGCAUCGAAGUAAUUUAAUGCUGAUUUUUUGUCCAAAUGUUAUUGGACAAUAUAUCGGUACAUUAGAAUACAUUAGAGAAGCUUAAUAUACACACAUAACUUCGUUUUAUGACUAUAGUAAUAUAUAUGUAUAUAUAUAUAUGCAUGUAUAUGUUCGGCCAAGAUUUACUCAAAUGUUAAUAAGCUAAUGUAAAUUCAUUAUACGAGAUUGGCGCCAAAGAAGAAUAUCCGUUGUUUCAUCCAAAUGAGGCACUACUUUAAACUGGUAAAUUCAAAACAAAUGUGAAUUUUAAGUACAACCAAUAUAUUUGCGUUUUAUUUUUUUUUUUUUUUUAUUUGGAUAUAUUCAACGAUCGUUUAAAAAAAGUUAAGUGAAAAUGAAAUUAAAUUGUAAUGUUGAAGUUAAUAAUCGAAUGCACAAUUUGACAAAUUUAUCGAUAAGAAAAAAAUCACAACGUGGGUAUUUGGUUAUUGGAAGACAAUCUAUAAAAAGCAAUGAAUUAUAUAUUUUAUUACAAACAGAGCAGAACAAAUGUGGAACUAAGUAUAAGGUGAAUGAUAAUAUUGAAAUGAUAUUUGUGAAAUUUAUUGAAAAUGGGAAAGCAACAAUUAGAAUAAAAGAACCUCCUCAUGAUUUAAUUAUACAGAGCGAUGCAAUACCAUUAAAAAGUUUUAUUCAUGUUUUAAAGCUUGCAUCGUCCAAAAAAGUAAAUUUAUCAACUCUUGCAAUAUCUAAUUUAAAUGGCAAAAAGAUUGGUAAUACGCAGAAAACAAAAAUAACUAUAAAAAAGAAUUCUGAAUAUCCUACUUUACAAGGUUUUCCAAGAUUUACAGAAGAAUUACACAUCAUAGGAUUAGAUAGGAAAUCAUUUGAUCUUCAAAUUUUAAAAUUGAAUCGUUUAAAAAUUUUGGAUCUAUCAAACAAUCAAAUAACAUCCUUACCUAAAGAUUUAGGUUCUUUGCCGCAUUUACAACAGCUUAUUUUAUCUCAAAAUCAACUUGGCAAAGCUGCUAUUUCUAAAUGGACAUGGCUAGAUCAAAACAAUAUCAGAAAUACUUUAUGCUUAUUAGAUUUAAAUUGUAAUUUAUUGACCGAAAUACCUGAGAAGAUUGGAAAACUCAAUGCUCUUGUUAAUUUAAAACUAAGUUGUAAUUCGUUAAUAUAUUUACCACAAAGUAUGGGAAACUUAACUUCGCUCAAAUAUUUGGAUUUAUCACAGAAUAGUUUACAAUUUUUACCAGGAAGUAUAAGGAAAUUACGGCUACUGGAAAUAAAUGUAUCUGCAAAUUCAUUUUCAACAACUAAGCCUUCUUAUGCAUGUAUAGUACAAUUACCAAGCCUUGUUGAGUGUGCAGCAAAGAUAUUUUUGAAAACAAGGAUUAGCUACAAUGCAAAUUUGAUACCUAACACACUGGUCAAAUAUUUGGAUUCUGCAAAAUAUUGUGUAUGUGGAACAGCUUGUUUUCAAUACUUUUUAAGAAAACAAUUAUAUUUUAAUUUAAAUUCAACUAUAUGUAGUGUAAAGUUUUCAGAUAGUAGUACUGUACCAUAUGAUUGUUUCUUUUGUAGUUUACAAUGUUUCAGAUUUUAUUCUAAAGUAAUGUCUUGAAGUAAUAUCGCCUUAUUAUUUAUAUGUAAUUUUAAAUUAUAGUUUUUUGUAUAUAUAUAAAUUUUAGUUUUUUGUAUAAAUGUUACAAUUAUCUUAAGGUACAAGUAAAAGAAUUUAAAAGUUUAAUCUAUUGUAAUA
Vespa crabro (European hornet) is the source of this 2078-nucleotide messenger RNA. It is a transcript of the gene Lrr47, whose product is annotated as leucine-rich repeat protein 1. Gene Ontology annotation, molecular function: protein binding. The record is from RefSeq and is a predicted model, not a curated record. Lineage: Eukaryota; Metazoa; Arthropoda; Insecta; Hymenoptera; Vespidae. The transcript has 4 exons. Bases 708 to 1940 code for a protein of 410 amino acids.